Neodiprion virginianus is the source of this 1431-nucleotide messenger RNA. Its product is annotated as congested-like trachea protein. Gene Ontology annotation, biological process: carnitine transmembrane transport; mitochondrial transport. Bases 614 to 1213 code for a protein of 199 amino acids. The transcript is spliced from 4 exons. The record is from RefSeq and is a predicted model, not a curated record. Gene Ontology annotation, molecular function: O-acyl-L-carnitine transmembrane transporter activity. Gene Ontology annotation, cellular component: mitochondrial envelope. NCBI's taxonomy places the organism in Eukaryota, Metazoa, Arthropoda, Insecta, Hymenoptera, Diprionidae.
UUCUGUGAUAUACGCAGUGUUCGUUUCAAUCUUUUAUCUUCAGAAUAUUCUGUACAUUAAAUUAAUAUCGGAUACCGAUUGUUCUUGCAAAAGCUCGUUAUGUCGCACGUAACCACUGACGUGAAAUUGAGGAGAUACAGAGUUAUUAAUAUUAAUUAUAACAAAUUCCCACGGUUGGAAAAAUUAUUUUGCAAGUCCAUAUCACGUAUCUGUCGGCAACUCGAAUAAAAAAAAAAAAACAGGAAUCACUACGAAAUAAGACUAAGGAACAGAAAUCAUGUCGCAAGAGGAGAGUCCCAUUAAAUAUCUCUUGGCCGGUGGUUUCGGGGGUACAUGCACGGUGAUAAUCGGACACCCUUUGGACACGGUAAAGGUCCGUCUGCAAACAAUGCCUGGAGAAUAUUCUGGUACCUGGGAUACGUUGAAGAAAAUCGUAAUGAAAGAAGGGCCUCUCGGCUUGUACAAAGUAAAAAAUCACCCAAACUGGACGUCUAGGGAAGGAUUUCAUCGACAGUUAUUCUGAAUCCCCAUUCAGGGUGUGACGGCGCCGCUUGUCGCAAUCACGCCUAUAUUUGCCGUCAGUUUCUUCGGAUUUGGUCUGGGCAAGAAGCUCAUGGCCACACCCGAUCAGGAAAAAUUAACUGACCCUCAGCAGUUUCUGGCCGGUGCUUUCAGCGGGAUGUGUACCUCCUUUGUCAUGGCUCCAGGGGAACGAAUAAAGUGCUUGCUUCAAAUGCAGACUGAGAGUGACAAGAAAUACAACGGGUUUCUAGAUUGCGGGUUGAAACUUUGGAAGCAGGGUGGAAUCCGCAAUAUAUACGUCGGGACCUGCGCCACUCUUCUUCGCGACGUCCCCGCCGCCGGGAUGUACUUCUUCACCUACGAGGUCCUCAUGCGGAAACUCCAGGGCAUAACUGUAUCGGAGGGUGCAAUGUGGCCUUCCCUGGUUGCCGGAGGUGCUGCGGGAAUCGCAAACUGGUCAGUUGGAAUGCCGGCUGACGUGAUAAAGUCCAGACUGCAGACAGCACCCGACGGAACCUAUCCCCGGGGUGUCAGGUCGGUGUUACCAAUCCUUAUCCGCGAGGAGGGAUUCCUCGCCCUGUACCGAGGUGUCAUACCAGUUAUGCUGCGCGCAUUUCCAGCAAACGCGGCCUGCUUUCUGGGCCUUGAAUUCGCGAUGAAGUUUCUCAAAGAACAUGCACCUUGGCUAUGAUCAUCGUGUUACGUCACGACCAGUGCUGCCGGCCUUGGAUUGGUUGGGAUCUGGAAAAAUAGGACAAUUUUCCCGACCGAUAAUUAUUCGUAAAACGUAUACAUUGUGUGAGCACAUGGAGAUUGGUUCAAGUUUAAGAUUGAUGGAAAAAGGUUCCAGCUCGCUGGUCAUAAUACGACACACGUCGCUUUAAUGCACAAUUAAUAAUCAAUCAUUGU